This is a messenger RNA of Melanotaenia boesemani (Boeseman's rainbowfish), 1530 nucleotides long. It is a transcript of the gene mrpl43, whose product is annotated as mitochondrial ribosomal protein L43. The transcript is spliced from 3 exons. NCBI's taxonomy places the organism in Eukaryota, Metazoa, Chordata, Actinopteri, Atheriniformes, Melanotaeniidae. Gene Ontology annotation, molecular function: structural constituent of ribosome. Gene Ontology annotation, biological process: mitochondrial translation. Bases 134 to 589 code for a protein of 151 amino acids. The record is from RefSeq and is a predicted model, not a curated record. Gene Ontology annotation, cellular component: mitochondrial large ribosomal subunit.
CGGAAGUUGUAUGCAUGCCCGUCAAGGCGUCCUCUGGAAGUUUUACACAAUUUAAAGACAUUAUUUUUCAUAUUGUUAAGAGAUUAAUAGUAUACCACAUUUAUUAGUCAGACUGUUAACUGACGGUUGAACGAUGACGUCCAGAGGGACGCCGAGUCGCUUCCUAAGAAGCGUUCUACAGAACGGCGUCGGUCGAUACGUCUGUCAGCUGAAACGAGUCUCCAUCAUCUUCUCCAAGAAGGGACAGAGCUCACUGGGAGUUAGGGACUUUAUUGAAGAGGGAGUUAUGGAUUAUGCUAAAAGUAACCCUGGAACUGUUGUGUAUGUGUCUCCUCAGUCCUGCGGCCUCCCUAAAAUAGUGGCAGAAUACUUAAAUGGCCAUGUAAGGGAGGAAUGUAUCAAAACCAAAACAGCGCCACAGAUUUCUGAGAUUCUCACCAAGCUCACCAACCAGUCGGGCCAGGACAUCAUCCGCAUCCGCAAGCCCUACCACACUGAUAAUCCCAGUAUCCAGGGCCAGUGGCACCCCUUCACCAAUCGGCCCCUGUCCAUUGGCCCCAUCAAACCACAGAGACGCAAUCCAGACUAAGGACUGAGCAAAGUUGAAGCCAAAACAUUUUCAGAAAAUCAGUGAAUAUACUAAUUUCCUGAAUUGUCUGUCAUCUACGUCUGGUGUUUGAAGCGUUUUUCUGUAACAAGCAGCUGUUAUUUAGGUAUUUUUGACCAUGUUUCGUUUUGCUGGCUGCUUUAAAGCCAUGCACAGAAACAUGUAUGUUCAUAAUACAUAUUGAAUAGUCUUUAAAUGGCUGGCUGCUAAGAGACGGAAAACUGUUUUUAACCUUAAGGUUAUUUGAAGUUUUGUGUAAUAAAUGCAGCACAUUGCAGAUGGAUCUUUGUUUUUUAUGAAAUUAAAUAAAUUGUUCUGGAAAUGCUUUUGUUCCUCAGUAUUUAGAUUCAGAUGUGUCUGAGCAGCAUGUCAGAAGCAGCUCAGCAGAGGAAAGCUGGCUGCAGCUGUGCUGCUGGUAUCCUUGAGUUUUACUGAUGUACUUUCAUUAUUUGCAUAGAACAUUGAAUAUACAUGUUUUUACACUUCUUUACUGACAAAGUUUCUGGAUGUCCUUGCUGCACAUGCUUACAUGAUCCUGAGCUUAAACGAGCUUGACAGAUGGUUGUGUGAUAGCUUGAGGGACGACACUUUUUUUUUUUUUUUAAACCUUCAGUGUGAGCUGUCUGAAUGUGCUGCAACAGGAGAAGGAAACUUGUGCUGCUCCAGCGGUUGAUUUGUUUAAAUUCGACGAGGCACAUGCUGGCAAAACGAUAGCUGCUUUCUCUGCAGUUCUCACCUCAAAUUCAUCAUGUCUGACUGCAGAAGGCAUGGAGAGUUAACCUCAGUGUUGUCCUCAACAGGAGUACACACAUGCAGCCAAGAAGUCAGUGUGAAUACAGAUGCAGUAAUGACGUCUACUGCUAAGUUUUAUGAAAUUGACGCAGUAUAUAGAGGUGACAUUGCAGAAGAUGGUAAUAAAAGUG